AUGAAUGGUGGAGGCGGCGUGAGAAGAGAGGCAAGAGGGGAAAAUGGGGAGGCGGCGGCGACGAAUAGCGGGGGAAGAGGGAGGCAGCGCCGGCGGAACAAAGGGGAAGGGAACGAUGGUGGUUGUGGAGUUACAGAGAGGGAAGACGACAACGGAUUCAUAGAUGAGAAAGGUGGGAGGUGGCGCCAGCGGAACAAAGGGGAGGGGAGCGGCGGCGCCGAUGGAUUGCAGAGGGGAAAUGGUAGAGCGAAUUUAGAUAGAGAGAAUGGGGGAGUGGAAAAAAUGCACUUUUUCAGUCUAAAGAGAAGCGACCUUCACAGAAACACAAGUAUUCCUGGACUGCCGGAGCUCGGCGGCGUGGCGCUCGGAGCUGCCUGGACGGGAGGCUGGAGCGGCCUUCUUCUCCUUAGGGCAGUCGCGCUGACGGAGGGCGGCAGACGGAGGGCGGCGGACGGAGGGCAGUGGAUGGUGUCGGACGUCGGAGAGGGUGAAGGAGGCGGAUGGGAUUCAGGGAACUUAGGGUUCUGUUCUGCGUCGGAGAGGGUGAAGUUCGCGCUGACGGAGGGCGGUGGAUGGCGGCAGACGGAGGGUGGUGGAUGGCGGCGGACGGAGGGGAGGGUGAAGGAGGCGAACGGAGGGGUGGAGGCAGAAGGAGCUGAGUAG
Messenger RNA from Salvia miltiorrhiza (redroot sage), 663 nucleotides. RefSeq lists its product as uncharacterized. The transcript is spliced from 2 exons. The record is from RefSeq and is a predicted model, not a curated record. Bases 1 to 663 code for a protein of 220 amino acids. NCBI's taxonomy places the organism in Eukaryota, Viridiplantae, Streptophyta, Magnoliopsida, Lamiales, Lamiaceae.